Messenger RNA from Scutellospora calospora, 408 nucleotides. Lineage: Eukaryota; Fungi; Glomeromycota; Glomeromycetes; Diversisporales; Gigasporaceae. The record is from the annotation of a GenBank genome assembly.
AUGAGUGACAAAGAAAGUGACCUUCCUGAAGAAGAUUCCUUAUUUUUUGAUUCAUAUAGUGAGGCCAGUGAUAAUAUGUCAGUUGGUUCUGGUAGUAGAGCCGUUUCAAUAGUUUCUCUAGAAAAUCAACUUUGUGCAACUAAAAAAAGUAAAUUGCCAAAACGUAGAUGGAAAUAUGUAAAAUCUAGUUGGGUAUGGAAAUACUUUAAAGUAAACAAGAAUGGACAACAUGAUAUUUGUACAGUUGAAAUUCUAAAUUUAAAUAAUGAAACUGUUAAAUGCGGUCAUAAAUUUCUACAUGAUGGUAGUACUGGAAAUAUGAGUAGUCAUCUUCAAAACAAACAUGAUCUAUAUGAGAAUAAAAAUAAAAUAACAAGUGAUGUUCAAGAUAAUGAACAAGGUAAUUAA